This is a messenger RNA of Eutrema salsugineum, 645 nucleotides long. Its product is annotated as macrophage migration inhibitory factor homolog. The record is from RefSeq and is a predicted model, not a curated record. Gene Ontology annotation, molecular function: phenylpyruvate tautomerase activity. The transcript is spliced from 3 exons. NCBI's taxonomy places the organism in Eukaryota, Viridiplantae, Streptophyta, Magnoliopsida, Brassicales, Brassicaceae. Bases 93 to 440 code for a protein of 115 amino acids.
UGCCAGACACAUUUAUCCGCUUUACUAAAAAGGUUGGGCAUCGGGUGAUUAGAUUAGACGUGAAAGAAAGAGAGAGCGAGAGUGAAAGAAAAAUGCCGUGCCUUAACAUCUCCACCAACGUUAGCCUCGACGGCAUCGAUUCCUCUUCCAUUCUCUCCGAAGCUUCCUCCACCGUCGCCAAAAUCAUCGGCAAGCCUGUGAACUAUGUGAUGGUUGUGUUGAAAGGCUCAGUGCCCAUAUCAUUUGGUGGAACCGAGGAGCCUGCAGCUUAUGGUGAGCUAGUCUCUAUCGGUGGCCUUAAUCCGGAUGUGAACAAGAAGCUAAGCGCUGCGGUUUCGGCCAUUCUUGAGACUAAGCUAUCAGUGCCCAAGUCUCGAUUCUUCCUCAAGUUUUAUGACACCAAGGGAUCCUUCUUUGGUUGGAACGGGGCAACUUUCUAGUUCCAGGGCAGUUAAGGGAUUAGUGUGAUUGCAUGCAAUUUAUAAACGUGUGUGAUAUUAAUAUUCUAGCUCUUAUGAUCCAUUCGAUCAAGUAACUUUGAACUAUUUCCCGUUGUAAACAAAUAUCUAACGUUUGAUGGAGUCGCAUUAAGGGAUAACAUUUAUGUUUUAUGAUGCUACACUAGAUAAAACUAUGGUUCUCGUU